Molecule: messenger RNA, 1646 nt
Organism: Sciurus carolinensis (gray squirrel)
Lineage: Eukaryota; Metazoa; Chordata; Mammalia; Rodentia; Sciuridae
Gene: Rnd1
Product: Rho family GTPase 1
Biological process (GO): small GTPase-mediated signal transduction
Molecular function (GO): GTPase activity; GTP binding
Source: RefSeq, a predicted model, not a curated record
CAGGGACUCCGGCUGAGUUGGUGUGCUGGGGCACGCCUGGCGCAACCCGCUCCUUUCUGAAUCCGAGUCCACGUCCCUCGGAGGCUGCAACUAUGAAGGAGAGCGGGCGCCUCAGCCAGUGGUGGUCAGAUGAAGCUCGUGCUGGUGGGAGAUGUGCAGUGUGGGAAGACAGCGAUGUUACAGGUGCUAGCGAAGGACUGCUAUCCGGAGACUUAUGUGCCUACAGUGUUUGAGAAUUACACAGCUUGUUUGGAGACAGAGGAACAGAGAGUUGAGCUUAGUCUCUGGGAUACAUCAGGAUCUCCCUACUAUGACAAUGUCCGCCCACUCUGCUAUAGCGACUCAGAUGCAGUAUUACUAUGCUUUGACAUCAGCCGUCCAGAGACAGUGGACAGUGCCCUCAAGAAGUGGAGGACGGAAAUCUUAGAUUAUUGUCCCAGCACCCGUGUUUUGCUUAUUGGUUGCAAGACAGACCUGAGAACAGACCUGAGCACACUGAUGGAGCUGUCCCACCAGAAGCAGGCACCUAUCUCCUAUGAGCAGGGAUGUGCAAUAGCCAAGCAGCUGGGUGCAGAAAUCUACCUGGAAGGCUCAGCUUUCACCUCAGAGAAGAGUGUCCACAGCAUCUUUCGGAUGGCAUCCAUGGUGUGUUUGAACAAGCCCAACCCAGUGCCCCCGAAGAGCCCUGUCAGAAGCCUCUCCAAGCGACUACUCCAUCUCCCCAGUCGCUCUGAACUCAUCUCUUCUACCUUCAAGAAGGAAAGGCCAAAAGCUGUUCCAUUAUGUGAAGUGGGAGUUGGAAGGGGGAGACAACCCCCCCACUUCCUCCCUUGGGGUGCAGAGGCACGGGGAAGAGGGAGGAUGAGACAAUUUAGGACACUGGACAUGAGUUUUCAGAUGGCCAAUGUGAGGGCUUGGAAGGAGAAAGGAAUGGGAUGAGGAAGGAUCCAGGCCUGGCAUGAGGACCUGACACUUUGCAAGAACCAUCACUCCCCAAGCCAGGCACUAGGUUUGCAGGGGGUAGUUGCCCCAGUGCCCCUCAUUCCAGAGAAAGGAAAGAUGUGGGGGGAUGGGGUGGCAUGUUGGCCUCAUGGACUUGGGGGCCUACAGGAGCCUCACCUUCAGCAUCAUGCCUGUUCCACACAGUGUUUCCAUGCAGCCUGGGAGAUGAGAGGGGUCCCUGAGCUCUUCUCUUCCCGUCUAAGCAGAGGAAUGAAGAGUGGGGAAGCCAAGAGGCAGCUCUCUUGGGAGCUUAGCCCGGGUGCUUUGCAAUGAAAUCAGAGGGGCAGGGGCUGGUCAGAGCUGAUGAGAAGGAAACCUCAUCUUUGCAUAGCCUCAUAGAGAGGUGACAUCACAUUCACAUGCUUCUCACCUAAGUCCCCAGGGUCCAAGGGAGAAGCCCCAGACCCCCUUCUCUUGAAGAGUGUGGGGGUGGUGGUGCUGCAGGGGCAGGGCCGGGUGGGGGUCACCAGACUUUUCCUGCCCUUCGGGCAGUACAGCUGGCAUUUGUUUUAUAGACUCUUGUCUUUGGAAUUGGGGGGGAGGGGGGAGUGUUUCAAUCUGUUAUAUGUUCUGUGUUUAAAGAAGAAAACCUAUUUAUUAAUGAAAAAUAUAACACAUAUAAUAAGUUGACUCUAUUUUAUUUG